Molecule: messenger RNA, 1415 nt
Organism: Suillus bovinus
Lineage: Eukaryota; Fungi; Basidiomycota; Agaricomycetes; Boletales; Suillaceae
Product: Manganese/iron superoxide dismutase
Exons: 3
Coding region: 80-1129 (349 amino acids)
Biological process (GO): superoxide metabolic process
Molecular function (GO): metal ion binding; superoxide dismutase activity
Source: RefSeq, a predicted model, not a curated record
AAAAAUAAGUCCUCCACUAACUUGCACUCAUCCAAGGCCGAGCUACCUUCUACAUAAUUUGUAGUCGCCAUUCUUCAUCAUGAGCAGUGCUGGUCUGCGUCGAGCGUCGUCCUCCCUUACCGGUGCAUUGUCUGCAUGGAAGAGCACAAAAUGUCCAAGGCAAUUUUGGGGUGCACGGAGACACCUGCACUCUCGCAUAGAACUUGACUACAAGGUCGAUGAGGGCCUCGGAAAUUUUAUGUCGCCAAGGACGCUUAAAAUGGUUUCCGAGGAGUACCAACAAGGUUUGCUCGACCGGUUGAACGAGAUGUUCCCUGAUGCUGCUGACCAGCGAAAGAGCGUCACACAACUCGUGAUCGACACUGCUAGCUCUGGAAAAGACGCCCUCGGCUUCUCCUAUGCAAGUCACGCCCUCAACAAUUCGUUCUUCCUCAACUGCCUUAGACCUCCCAAAAAUGAUGAAAACUUUGAAGAUAAAAUUCACAAUCUUUCCAUAGCCCCAUCCAUCCGCACCCAAUUCGGUAGCUUCCCGCAUUUCAUCAACAACUUUUCUUCUGCCGCUAGAGGAAUGUCGGGGUCGGGAUACAUCUGGUUUAUCACGGACGCCGUGGGCAACCUUGCCAUUCAGCCCACCUUCGCUGCCGGUACGCUUCUCGUUCGUUCGCGUACGUGCACAGAAGACCCUGCGGGUCGUCAUCAGGUGCUUCACGAGGGCAGGUUCCGCGACGGCCCACAGCCAACGCACUUGAACACAGGGCUGAGCAGUACACCCACAUCACCCACAUCAGGCAUGUCCCAGGGCCCUGCGCCACUACACCCCUCUGCCCCCCUACGAACACUGCACUCAGCGCCACGCAGUCACCUAGAUGGCGCGCGUUCUAUAUAUGAUGAACAGCCCGCAGAUCGGGGGGCUGACUCUUCCAUGAGGACCCUACGUAACUUGGGCGAAAAGAUCUACCCUUUGUUCUGCAUCAGCAUUCACGAGCACUGCUGGCUUCUCGACCAUGGAGUGUGGGGCAAGGAGAAAUAUAUGAAGGAGUUCUGGAGCGUGCUGAACUGGGAAACAGUCAAUGAACGGUACACGAGAUUUAUCAAUACGAAAGUGGGCCCUCAGCCAUUCCGAAACUAGCUCCAGAAAUUCAGGGCGCUGUGGCAUAAUUCACUGCUCAAUCUACUUAGAUCUAUAACGUCCAUACUUAUACCGUUUUAAACUUUUCCGCAUAGCGGAGUGCCAUGGAUCUCAGUGUUUGAUCAUAACUUAGUGGGUCGUCGCAUCUUGGAGAGGCCUUCGGCAAACCGUUUCGAAAUGAAGUGUCCAGCGUGGUAUGAUUAUGAAUAAUGAGACUAUAACUAGUAUUGUGAGGGCCUCAGAUUCAGAAUGUAAUUGUAACUGGCUCGGCCAUGGAAGCAACUAA